Molecule: messenger RNA, 1587 nt
Organism: Cadophora gregata
Lineage: Eukaryota; Fungi; Ascomycota; Leotiomycetes; Helotiales; Ploettnerulaceae
Exons: 6
Coding region: 1-1587 (528 amino acids)
Biological process (GO): transmembrane transport
Cellular component (GO): membrane
Molecular function (GO): transmembrane transporter activity
Source: RefSeq, a predicted model, not a curated record
AUGGAGGGGUCAUCCGUUCCUUGUCCCGAAGCGGGGCACGAUGUCAACACUCGCACAGAUGAUUCAACCUCGCGCUCCGCGAAAUCAAUAGUCGUGAAGAAUCAGGAAACCAAUCAGCCCAAGAAUUCCAGCGCCUCUGACCCAGUUAGUCGAUACAGUGAUGCAGGUCUUGAUGAGGACGACGAUGUCAGGAUUACGCGCCAAGGAGACGUUGAACCGACUGAGAGCGAGAGGGAAAUUGAGAGGCGGCUGGUGAGGAAAGUUGAUUUGAGACUUUGCACUAUUGCGGGGAUCCUGUGCUCGUUGAAUCUUCUGGAUUCGGGGAUUAUUAGUAGCGCGAGCGUGACGACUAUUUUUGAGGACUUGGGAUUGGGUGUUGGGAAUAGAUAUUCUGUAUCAAUUUUGGUGUAUACGGUUGCUAGUGUGACUUUUCAAUUGCCUGCUACGCUUCUUGUGAGGUUUUUGGGUCCGAGAAUUGUGUUCUCUGGCAUCACCGUAGGAUUUGGGAUUGUGACUUUGUGCACUGCCUUCAUUACAACAUGGCGACAGAUGAUUGGGGUGAGGAUUCUGCUGGGUAUCAUGCAAAGUGCUAUCUUUCCAGGUCUCAGUUACCUCAUUAGCACGUGGUACACGAGGAAGGAACAGCAACUACGAUUUGCGUUUCUGCAGUCUGGUGAGGUCACUGUGGUUGGGCUAGGAGGCUUCCUGAACUUCGGACUCAACCAUCUCAAUGGUAAAGGAGGUCUUGCCGGUUGGAGGUGGAUGUUUCUAGUCCAAGGAUUGAUUGCCAUCGUGAUCGGUUUCGUAACUUAUCUCUGGAUCGUUGACUUCCCCGAGAACUCCCACAAGAGCUUCCGCUUCCUUACUCGCAAUGAGCAACUUCUAGCAGAGACGAGGAUUUCGGAGGACAGAGGAGAUGUGAAGCCCGAAACUUUCUCCUGGCGCCGCUGCCUUGUUCACUUCCUUGAUCCAAAGUUGUAUGGAUUCUGCAUGAUGUUCUUCCUUCUCAACUUGGUCUCGACUUCUCUCUCGUAUUUCUUGCCUAUUAUAUUACAGUCCGGAAUGGGAUUUUCAACAGACCAGGCUAUCCUGCUGUCGGCUCCACCGUACUUCUAUGCUGUCAUUCCAGUGAUCAUUUCAUCGAUCGUGGGAGACAGAUAUCAGUUGAGAGGUCUGGUGAUAACUUUCAACUGCAUUUGUACUGUGGUGGGGUUCAGCAUGCUAGGCUUUGCAAACCAGGUUACUGUGAGAUAUGUUGGCACCUAUCUUGCCACGGGAGCAUAUGUAAGCAAUUGGGCGGCUAUGAACGCCUACCAAGCUUCGAACAUUGUUGGGCAGUGGAAAAGAGCUACUUUUGCAGCAUCCAUUACAGCUUGCAAUGGGCUGGGAGGGAUAGCGGGAAGUUUUAUCGUCAGACAGCCUGAGGCGCCUCGUUAUAUGACAGCGAUAUGGAUCAGUAUUGGAUCUCAUAUACUGAUCAUUGGCAUUGUUGCGUUGUUCUCAAUAUAUUUCUGGUAUGUAAAUAGGAAGCAAAGAGAGGGGAGAAAGUUACUGGAGGAGACGAUCGGCUUUAGAUAUACUUUUUGA